AUGGGGAAGCAGUUGCCGAGCAAGAAGCCUUCCGCCAUCUUUCCUUGUGCGAAGAAGGGGAAGACCAGGCUCCUUCUCAAGACCAACUUGACCAAGAAGCCCGUCGGCCAAAGCUCCCAGACCAAACUGUGGCAGAAGGUCCCCUACGUUCGCGACGGCUGCGUGCUCCGCAUGGACCGCAUGAAAUGGAAGCGAAAUCUAAAGGAUUUGCUCAACGCGGACGAGGAUCGCAUGGUGAAGAUCCUUACCGAAGAUGGAUUCUUGCCAGAUUGGAGCAAGAUGAAAUGCCCGUUCUGCAACAAGAGUGCAGUGUCCACGCUCCAGAAGCGCGAUGGGCUUCCACCGCGGUACCGGUGCCGCAACAGGAACUGCCACAAGUUCAUCUUGCCACAUCAUCUUCAUCCCGUGUUCACUUCCGCCAAAGGGUCAGAAGGACACUCUCUUGCCGUGCAAGGCUGUGCUCUACUCCUGCGGCUUGCCGGCGUCCCGCUUUCCAGCAUCCACAUUCUGCUGGAUAUGAACCACAAGGCCAUCGAACGUAUUGAGAAGGGCCUAGCCUUCACCCGUAAGGCAUACGUCGAAGCUCACCAGAGGUCUAUGACCUUUGGAAACCCGAAGGGCAAGAAGUGGACGGAGGUAGAGGCAGACGAGGCAGUGUUCGACAAAAUGCUUGUUCCAGCAGAAGAUUCGCCUGUGCGAGGCAGCAAGAUCAAAUGGGAGCAGUGGCUCGGCAUGGUCGUCCGCGGCAAGCCGUCGUCGUUGGUCUUGCUCCGAUUGCCCUGCGUGAGCACACGCAAGAGAGCGCCAGGCCCGGGCGCCAUCAAGAAAGUGCAUUGGACGAAGAUCGCCAAUACCUGGCUCAAGGGCCGCAACAUCAUACUCCACACCGAUAGCGCUCGGAGUUACAAGGCCAAGGUGGCAGGAGUUCUCCAUGACGCCGUGGUCCAUCAGAAGAAGCGUGUGUGGAAAGGUGGGAAAUGGAUUUGGAAGCCUCCUACCUUUGUGCGCCUCGCCAAGCACAGACUCCCUGAUGGCCGCAAGCUCACUUUGAAAGCAGGAACUCAGGUGGUGGAUCGUGCGUGGCGGUUCAUCAAAGAUCGCCUCAAGAUUAACCAGAACGUGAAAUGCAAUUCCACCCUUCUGCAGGCGAAGAUACGCUCCGCUCAAUUUGAGUAUUGGCAGAGAGGCAAGGAUGCUUGGGCCAGCACCGGGGAGCUCUUCACAUGGUACAUGAGCAACAUCACGGAGAAGUUCUGA
Messenger RNA from Symbiodinium sp. CCMP2592, 1257 nucleotides. Lineage: Eukaryota; Dinophyceae; Suessiales; Symbiodiniaceae. The record is from the annotation of a GenBank genome assembly.